GAAUGUACAGGGGCCGUUUGGGGAUUAUCUUGUUGUUAUUAUUUUGUAUUUAACUUAAUUAAAGACAAGGCAGUGUUAAAGUUACAAAAAUGUUUUCAACGAGCUCCCAAAGAAAAUUCUGGACUUUUAGCGAUGAGGGUGAACUGGCCGUUUUGAGAGAUAAGCAUAACCUUAACUAUAUAGCUAAACACGGAACUCAUAUUGACGAAUAUCAAAGGUACAAUUUCUUUUUAUCUCCUGAUGAGGAGAGACUUCUUCUGAAACAGUAUGAGCUGCAUCUGAAGGAAUUCUGCAAGCGUUUUAGCCCGCCCAUGCCAAAAGGAGUCGUUGGAACCGCAUUCCACUAUUUCAAACGCUUUUAUCUGUACAACUCGACAAUGGAUUACCACCCGAAAGAAAUUCUUGCAACCUGCGUCUAUUUGGCAUGUAAGGUCGAGGAAUUUAACGUGUCCAUUGGCCAGUUCGUCGCUAAUAUAAAGGGAGACAGAGACAAGGCAUCAGAUAUUAUCCUAAACAAUGAAUUAUUACUGAUGCAGCAAUUGAACUACCAUUUGACGAUUCACAAUCCCUUCCGUCCCGUAGAAGGCUUCCUAAUUGACAUAAAAACAAGAUGUUCUCUAGCGAACCCUGAACGUCUUAGAAGUGGUAUUGACGAGUUUCUUGAAAAAGUGUUUUUGACUGAUGCCUGUCUACUCUAUGCCCCAUCACAGAUUGCUUUAGCUGCAGUUUUACAUGCAGCCAGUAAGGAGCAAGAGAAUCUUGACAGUUACGUGACAGACAUGCUGUUCAGGGAAGCUGGGCAAGACAAACUAGCUGUACUCAUAGAAGCCGUGAGAAAGAUCAGGUCUUUAGUAAAGAUGGUUGAAAGCCCUGCUCGUGAGAAGGUCAGGGUUAUUGAGAAGAAGUUGGACAGGUGCAGGAAUCAGGAGAAUAAUCCUGACAGUGAGAUUUAUAAGAGGAGGAUGAGAGAGCUCUUGGAUGAAGAUGAUAUUCCUCACACUGGAUCCAGCAGAAUGUCUUUGGAUACCAGUGGCAUUACACAAGUCCUGUCCCCAUCAGCUUCAUAGUUUUGAGUUGCCAAACAUAUAUUUUGGGGAACUUUAAUUGGAUUAAUUUAAUAAGCUUACAUAUGGACAUAGCUUGCAUUUAUUUUUUGUUGAAUUGUGCUUAUUACCUGAGCCGAAUGCUCAUUUCUGGUAUCCCCACCUUAUGAUAAAAGAGUAUCAACUAAUAUUUCUGUCUACAUCUUCAAUACACUUUUAAACAGCAUUAUUUAUAUGUUAAACAAUAUGUAAUUACUGACCCUUGCUAUUUUAUAGAGACAAAAUGUUUCUCUGUGAUUGUAACUCUCAGAAAAAAUUAUAAGGUUAGCAGGACUUAUCUGAAUAGUUUUAAGUUACUUUAUUGACUAGAUAUUAUUAAAUAAAUUGUAUAUGAAUUUUA
This is a messenger RNA of Helicoverpa armigera (cotton bollworm), 1443 nucleotides long. It is a transcript of the gene CycH, whose product is annotated as cyclin-H. The coding region runs from base 90 to 1067 and encodes 325 amino acids. The record is from RefSeq and is a predicted model, not a curated record. Gene Ontology annotation, biological process: regulation of cyclin-dependent protein serine/threonine kinase activity; DNA-templated transcription; regulation of transcription by RNA polymerase II. Gene Ontology annotation, cellular component: nucleus; transcription factor TFIIK complex. The transcript has a single exon. Lineage: Eukaryota; Metazoa; Arthropoda; Insecta; Lepidoptera; Noctuidae. Gene Ontology annotation, molecular function: cyclin-dependent protein serine/threonine kinase regulator activity.